Messenger RNA from Culex pipiens pallens (northern house mosquito), 2703 nucleotides. Its product is annotated as gastrula zinc finger protein XlCGF67.1-like. Gene Ontology annotation, biological process: regulation of transcription by RNA polymerase II. Bases 513 to 806 code for a protein of 97 amino acids. Gene Ontology annotation, cellular component: nucleus. The transcript has 3 exons. Lineage: Eukaryota; Metazoa; Arthropoda; Insecta; Diptera; Culicidae. The record is from RefSeq and is a predicted model, not a curated record. Gene Ontology annotation, molecular function: RNA polymerase II transcription regulatory region sequence-specific DNA binding; DNA-binding transcription factor activity, RNA polymerase II-specific.
UUAUUCAUAUAAAAAACGCAAAACUAGUAUUGUUAUGUUCCCCCGUAUUCAAUUUUCUGAAAACAUUUCAUUAUUGCUGUAAAAUUGAUGAUAAAAUUACAUAGGCCUCUUAAAAAAGUUAACAACAUGCGAGAUCGAUUAAGCCCUUUGCGUUUUAUCGCCUUUGUAAACAUUGGCGUGUUUCAUUUUCCAUUUGGGCCCUACGUCAAACGGCCAAACACGACGUCAGGAUUUGUUUUUGUUGUUCUUUUGUUUUUUGGCCUCGCAGGCCAAACCAAAACAAAUUAAGAUUUCGUGUUAGGUCUUUUGCACCAAAGACAUUUUUUUCUCGUUUUACUUAAUUUUUUUUAAAAUUAUUAACAAACCGGUAGUGUGGCAGGCUUACAAUGUAGGGCAAGUUAUUUACGAGUUUUAUAACGCUUCGCAGUCACCGACGAACUCAUCUGGAUAAGCCAUUUGCAUGCGAUUUUUGUAAUUUAAGAGUUCGUCUCAAAUGCCAGCUCAAGACCCACAUGCUGGUGCACACCCAGCAGCGUGAUCAUGUUUGCAAGUUUUGCGGAAAGGCUUUCUACGCGAGGACGGUUCUUACGUUGCAUCUGCGUUCACACACGGGCGAACGACCCUAUGCCUGCCACGUUUGCGACUUUAGCCAUGCACACCGGAUUCUGUACGUGAAGCACAUGCAAAAGUUUCACCCGGGAGAGGAGAUUCGAACACUAGCAGAAUUGCAACGGUUGGCGGCCAAAGCAACUGCCGAAGGUGGUGGACCAGAGAAGUCACGCCUGCAUCUGCUUCUCCCUCGAUAAACUCUUCCUCCAGUCGUUCCUCUUCUUCCCCGUUCUGCUCCUUCUGCUGCAGUGCGCUGGCAAUCGCUGCCAGCCGUUUCAUUUCGGCUAGCGUCCGGAUUUCCUCCCCCGGGUGAAACUUUUGCAUAUGCUUCACGUACAGAAGGCUCUGGCGAUGCGGUUCGGGCAAAACAAGGCGGACGAGAUUCAGUUUGUGUCCGUUGAUAAGCUGUUCUUCGGGAAGCAGAUUCCGGUCAAGGAGUGCAUGGAGGACAAUUUCUUCGAGGUUAUUGACACCGGCCAGGACUAAGCGUCCCGCGUUUUGAUGUUCGUGUUCCUACCCCCCACCGAAUUCAACGCACUGGACAAACUCCUUGCUCGCCUCACCUCGUCGCCGGACAUCCUCUGCGAGGUCGUCAACGAGGGCAUUUCCGCGCCCCGUCGACAUGAAGACCGUACUGGGCUGACUAGGCAUGGGCAAGCUGUUCGAAAAUUCGGCCAACUUCUCUGGCUUAUCGAAGAAAGCCCAGAUCGGCGAAGUGCUGCUAAAGUCCAAGAUCACCGUCAACGAGGAGGGCGUGAUGGUUGCGUCCGCGACGGUCGAGUUCAGCUUCCGAUCGUCGUGACCUGACGAUCCGGCCAUGUUUCACUGCAACCAUCCGUUCAUCUUCGUCAUCUAGGAUUACGCCACGCAGGCCGAGCUGUUCAACGGAGGUUACUGCCAGCCAGAGUGAUGCAAGAAGCAGGAACCGGCCGUGGACUCAAGGGAAUCAGAAGUAGAUUUAGUUUCGUUCCAAAUAGAUUUUGCUGAGUGCUUGAAAUAUUUAGACAAGCUCGUCGAUUCGUGGGUGAUGGUCACGUUUGAGUUGAAGCUUAGCGUUGUCUGCCGGGACAACGACUGAAAGCAUUCGUCAGUUGUGCGGCUGAACAGUUAGCAGGAAUGUCUGUAUAAGGGUUACGACCUGGACAGCCGUAAACCGGGACAACCUGAGAUUUUUAGCUUUUUUCAAUAAAAAAAAAUAAACAAUUUUAGUUUUUGCUAUAUAAACUGCUUUAUUUCAGGCCGCAUUUGAUCAGUGAUCUACCUUCCUGCUACCAACAUUCUUCCAACGGAUCUAGGUCCGCCUCGAAAUGAUCAUCAAUGACAUUUUGCCGCUUCCGUCCGCGCUUCGGGGCAACCAGAUUCUUCAAAAGGGCUUGGUAAUACGGCUUGUUCGGCUCACUCACGUAUUUGAGCAAGCUCUUCAAAUCGGAAAGCUUUUCCUGAGAAAGCUCAAUCGGUUGAUCUGUGAUCGCUGGCAUUUCCGGCAAUUCCGGGUCGACGUUUUCGCGAAUGAUCGUGAAGCUUUGAAAGUCUUCAGCACGAGGGUCGAUUUUGUAAAAUACUACUCCAGGUGCUGCCGUCGUGUAUUUGAAGACCAUAGCUUGCUGAAACAAGAUUGGCUCGCCUUGAUCAUUCAGUUUUGGUCGCUUGUACCGGCAAGAUAAGUUUUUGAACGCAAGGAAUUGAGACUGCUCCAUUUCGUACACAGCGAGUGGCACCUUUCGCGGAACUUGAGAUAUCAACACCGCCCAAUCACGCGGGAUUUCAACGCUGAGUGAAGUUUUGCGUUUCGCACGUUCUAUUGCUCCGUGGACACCAUCGACCUCCAUGUGGGAGUGACCACUGACCAUAUAUUUGUGUUCCACAGUCAGGGCCUUCCCACAUGAGGCGCGUUGUUCAAUCAGUUGCGUGAAAUACAUACAAUGUACAAAGUUGGCAUUUUGCCCUGCACACCUGUCCGUGUAGUAGUUCACGUGCUUGACAUCGUCGAAGUGCGGAUCAUCGAAAUGGAUUUUCAGACAGGACGCGACCUCUUGCGAACCUCUUUUGGCAAUUGACUCGUUCCAGAGGAAACAGUGGCUGGUAUUGGUACCA